CCGUGGACAGCGUUGGACGUGGAAAACAAACCUAAGAGGGGAAAUUGGUUGCCCAUCCCCCCUCUUCCUCUCACUUCAACAGGAGGAGCAAAAUUCCUGGAAAAAAAGGAGCAAGUGUUUGCUGCUUUUUGCUUCUAUCUUUGCUUUUUUUCUGGAGUACAGGAAAAUUGUGCAAAGAAGGUGUGAGUUGGGAAAAGUUUGGCGAUUUGCUGUUGGAAAACUCUGCGCCUACACUUGAAGGAUAUCAGAGGGAACCGUCUGGUGAAUUGUCUGUUUUGUGGUGUAGCUGUGUGGGUGUGUUUGAAACUAGAAGGAUUAAGACGGAAUACUUUGAGGUGUUUCCCUGAAUUAAAGGUGAAUUGAAAUAAGUAAAUUUAAAGCUGAAAUAGAGAAGGUUCGUUUCAGCAAAACUUACUUUAAAGGAAAAUCGGAAAAUUUCACGAGUCAAGACAAAGUUUCCGUCGCAGGAAGUGAAAAUUUGCUAUCCUAGACUGUGCCGGAAGUGCGAUAAGGAAAAGCAAAAGGAAGAAACGGGAAGAGCUCGCCGAGGAUUAAAGCUACUUUCGGUGAGAGUGAAAGCUUCUGGGGAAAAGUGAGUAAAAGUGUCAUUUGUCAUCGCCAAACGUGGAAGCUAAUGAGACGGGACACUUGUUCGGCGUAGAAACUGUCCCCUCCCGGAAGUGUGUGCAAACGCGAUGUGUGUCCCGCCGAGGGGAAAUUCCGUGUCCGUGUCUUGGUGUCUAUUUGUGUGAGCUUUUAUGUACAUCACCGAUCUUUAUGUACAAUCUGUUGAAUGUGCCCGCCCUGAAUCGCUGGAAAUACGCACUUUCUGUGUUCGGAGUGGAUUGACUGAUCCGCUUUAAGAAUAUUAAAAACAGCUCAACCGAGGGCCAGCUGACUCAUCGGAAAUUCUGCGACUUUGGAGUAAACGAAAUCCCUGCUCGGAAUAAAAAAUAGCAACGCAGGUCAUGAAUGCCAAUAAACAAGUGCUCAACGGGUCCUUUUGGCUGGAACGUGGUCACGUUUGAUUCAGUUCAGCGAGAGGGGGCAAAACUUUUCAGCGCCGAUUCCAGAAUGCUACAGGCAACGUCAACUACAGAACUUGCUGGUUCGGCGUGGCUUUCAUCAACCGAAUGGAAGGCUCCGGGGGUGAGCUUUUCAGCAGCGGUGUGUUGAAGUGAAAUCUUUGUAAAGUUUAGUGAAGUCAACCGUAGAAAACAUAGCGAGUUAAAGAAAAAAUAAACUUAAGGUUAUUCAGUAGAAGUAGUAGUGUGUUAGUAGCUGUUCUAGAUUGUGGUGAAACACGAGCAUCCUAGAACAAGCCAAGUCAAGUGUGUGGUGGUGAAGAGAAGAAAAAGAGCAUCAAGAUGAGCUUCUUCAGUUCCCUCCAGCAGUACGUGACGAGUGGCGUGGCCGGGCUCGGGUUGAACCCGCGUCGGUUCUCGCUGCACCGGCAGGAAUCGUCGGAGGCCACCACGCCGGCGGCCUCCGGCUCCGGCAUGGUCCCGAGUCCGCUGAUGAUGAUGGACCCGAGCAAGAUGAACAACACCGGCGGCAUCCUGAUGGGACCACCCCCGCCCGGAUCGGGAGGGUCCAUCGGGAGCGGGGGUGGUGGUGGCGGCGGCGGGAGUCCGGGAAACUACGGGAUGGGAUCCGGCGGAGGAGGCGCGGCCUCGGGUGCCACACUUGGCUACCCGAAAGUGGUAACCCCCGGUGCCGGCCCCGGCUCCAACACAAUGCCCCCCGGCUCGCCCGGCGCUCUCGGUCCCGGGGGCCAGGCCGGAUCCACACUCGGGGCCACCAUCGGCCCGGCCCAGGGUGGUGCAGCGAUGCGCCGCCAGUCGUCGGCCCGCGGGCUGGACACACUGGUGCCGCCGGGCCGGACGGGGUCCUUCCGCGGGGGUCGCAACUCGCCGAUCAAUCCGACGGCCCCGGACAAACCCUCGUUCGCGGUGUGGAAGCGCCGCCCGUCCUGGCCCGAGGUGGAAAUCAAAUCGUCUUCGGGUCACCGGCACCGACUGAGGCCGGCCCCGUUGAUUAAGGUCCAGGGUGAGUCCGCCCCCGCCGAGGACGAGGAACCGGGCCCCGGUCCGGCCACCGAGAUUGUCUAUCGCUUCGACAAAAUGAACCCGCCCUUUAACAGUGUCGUUAGUGCCAAUAACAAUAGCGUCCAGGAGAACGACGGCUCGUACUUCGAGAGCUUCACUGCCCUGUCCUGGAAGAACGAAAACCGGCGCAUGUCGGCGGUCCGAGCCGUGGAAACGCGGGCCGAAGUCCUGCCGGAAAGCGAAACGGACCGGCUGCUGGAGGACGACAUCGAGCGGUCCGAGCAGAAGGAGCAUCUCUAUCUGGACGUGCUGUACGCGAUUGCCAACACGGUCGGAGCGCCGGCACCGGGCGGACAGUACAGCGAAAAAAAGUGGAAGAAAGUAAAUAUAAAGUUUGCGCACUACAAAGAGGAGAUGUACCUGCAGGCCCAGCGGGUCUUUAGUGUGUCCGCCGACCGGCACUACCGGCUGCUGCACGCGGCCACCGAGGAAAAGCCCAAGAUAAUCGUCCUGACCGUGGUCGUGCAGGAAGCGGAAGGCCUCGAGGCGAAGGACGCCAACGGUUUCAGCGACCCGUACUGCAUGCUGGGCAUUCAGCCCUCCGGGACGCCCCCACCGCCCUCGCCCCAGCCCCCCAUGACGCCGCGGACCCUCUCCGACACCGGCAUGGACAGCCUGGACUCGCCCGAGCACGGGAAGCUCCGCAAGCACCACAGCUUCCGGUUGAGCUUCAAGCGCAAGGACGGCCGCCAGCAGCGGGACUCGGUCGGGCCCGUCCCCGCCAAGUUCAUCCGAGCGACGUCCGUCAAGCCGCACACGCUGUGUCCCAAGUGGAACGAGAAGUUCAAAUUCGACAUUGACGACAUUCACUCGGACAUUCUGCACCUGGACAUUUGGGACCACGACGACGAAAGCAGCGUGCUAGACGCUGUCUCACGACUGAACGAAGUUAGGGGCGUUAGAGGAUUAGGUAGAUUUUUCAAACAAGUGUGCCAAUCGGCACGCCAAGGUUCGCAGGACGACUUUUUGGGUUCCGUCAAUAUCCCAGUCUGUGAUAUUCCUUCAACCGGUUUGGAGGGCUGGUUCAAGCUGGAGGCACGCAGCAACCGCAGCUCCGUACAGGGCCGCAUCCGACUGAAACUGUGGCUGUCGACGCGGGAAGAUCGCGGUACCUCCGAGGAGGACAACACCCUGGAGGUGAAAAAGUUCGAACGGCUGCAGACGAUCUUCAUGAUGCACGAGGUGCACGCGCACGAACCGGCUUGGAAGUGGAACGGUGAGCUGGCCGGACCAUCGCUCACCAUUCUGCACCAGAUCGCGGUCCAGAGUGACCUGUCCGAUCUGCAGAUCUCGAUGGCAAAACUAGUGGCCAUCAUCCGGAUUAACCGGAAGAAACCACUCGACACCAAGUUCAUCCACCGGCAGCUCAUCGAGGUGGACAAACUGUGGGUCAACAACUACAGCAACGAACCGUUGACGCGCGAGCUCGAGCAGUGGCUGGCGGACGCGCUGAACGGGUUCGUCGAGCGAUCGCUCAGCCACAUGCGACGGCAUCGCGAGGUGUUUCCUGCGCUGCACGCGCCCUCCCUUGUGCGGUUAGAGUUCCAGCUGCGAUGUCUCGGACUGCUCGGAUCGAUGCGGGCCUUCCGCCAGGUCAGCCCGUUCAGCAAAGGUGUCCGGGGGGAGAUCGUGGGAGCACUUCGGAAAGGGUCAAUUACCUGGUCACAGGCACAACUUCGUGAGUCCCAACGGGCACCGAAUCCGCUCGUACACUACACUACGAUCCUGAUCGCUGACCUGCAGAUCGGAGUUCAGCACUACCACUCGCUGUUUGAUUCCACCAACGGCAUCCAGUACUUUAGCAUCGUGUACAAGCAGUUUGACUCGCUGCUAGGCGAAGAGGUAACGAAUCGCAUCGAAUCCGGUCAACUGCCCGGAACCAUCGUCAACCAUUGGACAAUCUUGGACAACGAUCGCGAGCCGGACAUUGCACCGUUCGAGAUCUACUUUGCGUUGCAGCAGUUCCACAACCUCAAGUCACAUCUCUCGGUGACGCCGCAACCCCCGGAGAAACCGCUCGGCUUGCAGAACUUUCACGAAUGGUUCGAACCCGCCGUUCAGCGAUGGAUUUCGGUUAGCAAAACGAAAGCGAUCCAACGGAUCAAGGCGGCAGUCAACGUGGACCAGAUCAGCGAGGGCGAGAAGAUCGUCCGACACAGCACAUCGGCCAUCGAUACGGCUUCGUGCUUCUACCAGAUCCGGGAGUUCUGGAAGAACCUUGCCUGGCCAGAUCACGGCUCGGGAGCACACUACGAAGCGUUGAUAAUCGAUCUGGUGUGCACCACGGCGAACGUCUACUCCGACCUGAUCCACCAGAACCUCGCCGAAUACUACGACAAAUCGGGACCACAGCGAACCACCGACGACAUGUGCGUCAUUGUAAAUAACCUAGAAUACGUCCGACGGGCGCUGGCCGAGUUCCAGCCGGAAACGCACGCCCUGUCGGAAAACGCAGAAAACUUGCUCGAAAAUACCAUUGCUCAACUGGAGAACAAAGCGGACCGCGUUCUCGGAAAACUAACGGCAUCCAUGCAAGGUCCCCUCCAAAAAGCCGUGUUCCAUCUGGCCUGGUCCCCAGACUCACUACCCGCCAACCAGGCCGUGAUGCCCCUCCUAGAAUACCUAGACUCACACCUAGCGACCCUCAACGUCACCCUGCUCUCGCAAAACUUCUACCGCGCCAUGAGUCUCAUCUGGAACAGCGUCCUAACGGAAUUCGCCAAGCAGAUGGAGUCCGGCGGUGAAGGCGACAAACCGAGCAACUUUCACGACCGGAUGUACGGCGCGCUCCAACUGCUCGGCGAAUUCUUCAACGCCGAAGGCCUCGGCCUCCCCCCAGAGAUCCUCCACAGUGACCUGUACUGGCGCGUUGCUCAACGACUGCAAUACCACAAAACCGACACGGACCAGCUGAUCGAUCUGUUCUACCUGCAGCGGCUACAGGAACAGCUCAACACGAUGGGCAGCCAGACGCAGCUGGGGACACUCUCGGUGAAGGCGUACUUCAACCACGACUCGCUGUGCGUCGAAGUUCUGCACGCCAAGGACGUCAUCCCGCUCGACCCCAACGGCUUUAGCGAUCCGUUCGUCAUCGUCGAGCUGCUGCCGCGGCGGGUCUUUUCGCACUGCUCCGAACAGCAGACGAACGUGCACAAGAAAACGCUGAACCCGGUCUUUGACGAGUGCUUUGAGUUUUCGGUCACGCACGACCAGUGCCAGUCGGAAGCGGCCAUGAUUGUGUUCACCGUGAUGGACCACGACGUGCUGACGGCGAACGAUUUCGCCGGCGAGGCCUUCCUGUCGCUGAACAACAUCCCGGGGGUGGCCAGCAACUUUACCCUCAACAUCGAAAACUUUGACUGCGUGACGCAGCUCGACCUGCCGCUGCUCGAGAUGAAGGACAAGAGUCACCCUAUCCUGCAAAUUAUGGAAGGACGAGUCAACGACAAAAAUGCAAUGGAAUUUUUGAGGAAACAAAAAGCUCGCGUCGUAGGUUAAGCAACUGAAAAAAAAAACAAUUUACAAUAAAAAAAGUAACCAAACAAUUUGUCAAUCAUGCAAUUUAUUCGUUACACUCACAACUCAAACCAGCGAUACAAAACAGAUAACCAAAGAUCCACUAGUCGUCUUUCUUUCAAAUCAUCGUUUCACAUGUCGUGUGUAUCAAACUCACCAAAUCUGCGCAAGGAACUAACAUUUUUGUAAGGAAAAUCUAUCAAUAGCAACUAAAAAAAAUGCCUUUACUACACACAAAACUACGAAAGUUGUAAAAAGCAUCAACCAUCUACUCAUUGUGUCCACCAUAAAACUAUCGUAGAAACGCCCAAAAUUUAUAAGACUUCAAUCUCUUUAUCACUCCCCUGGCAAAAGCCAAGAAACGAAGUCUGUGUAAACUAUCGUUUGAUUUUUAACAUAUACGAAAGAGCGUAUUUUUAUACAAAACAACUGAUUUGCAACCUAGGAAAAAAACGCAUAAACUACUAUACAACUACUUUUAGCUAACUGAAAACCAAACUGUAAACUACGAAAGGUCUUGUAUAUUUGAAUAUUUGUAAAGUAAAGGAAAGGAAGAGAACUUUAGAGAUGCUAUACAUUUGUUUAUACAAAGUUAAAGAAAAAACAUACCUGGAUAUAAAGGACAGAGUAGUGAAAAACGAAUUGAACAAAACAAAAAUCUAUAAUCUGUACACAACUGAGGCACACACAAACAAAAAACACACACACAUUUUUAGAUAACAUCUCGCUCUGCUAGCCAAGAGUGUCGGAAACGAACGAAAAAAAAAUCCAAACAAAAAAUUAACUUUUAAGCUGUAAAUUUUCUCGAACAAACUGCAGAUAUUUUCUUAUGAAUGAAUAAAACCAACUUAAACAAACGCAAAAUCAAGGAAACGAGCGCGCUUCCGGCCGAUCUUUCCGCUUGUAUAAUAAGGAUUUGUUUAACGGAAGAUAACAACAACAACACACACAACUAUUAAUCACCUCGAUAUGAAAACACUUUCGUAUACAUACACGCAAUUACACACACGCAAACUUCCCCUUAACCCAGAACCAAAUGUGCAAUUUGAUUUUUUUCUUUAAUACAUUUUUUUUCUUAUUUUUAAAGCUAUUUUUUUUUUAAAUUGACCAAAAAUUUUAAUUUUUUGCUGACAGCAAAAAUAGUUUUAUUAAAACACCCCAAUAAAUAAGACAUAAAGCAAAGUCAUUAUUUCGAAUGAUCGUGUACGGCUUAAGAUUCUAUGGCCGAAAACGAAAACAAAGCGGCUAUCCUGAUUGUUUCUAAUGUAAACAUCACUUGAACAUGAUAGACUCUAUGUUUACACUUUGGCAUUGACCCAAUUACAUUUUUUUUUUCUUGAAAUGAGUUGUUUAUAUUUCAUAUGAUUCCAUCAGUUUGGUCACAACCGAAUUAACCCAGAAAUGAGUUUUGUGGUCAGAUUUAGGUGAAUUUCAUUCAUAAUGUAUCAAAAGCUGAGUGAAACAAGGCUUCCUUAGCCCGGUAAAAAAAACAUAAUUUAACUCAAAAAUGACGAACUCCUCGUCACAUCGUCCUGAGGCAAAUAAAGAUCGAGCUCGAGCUGUCACUGUCCCUGCGAAAUAUGUUAGCUGUCAUUGGGCGGUAGACCUUUAAAACCCAGCAAAAAGUCGCAUGACAAAAAAACUUUUGCUAGAAAGAGAAAGCAGAUCUGAUGCAAACAAACCAGUGGCACUCAGAGGUGUGAAUGUGUUAAAAAUGACUAUCGAGCAAUUAAAUGUGAGAGUGUGUGCGUGCAACAUGGAGUUAAACUUUUCAAAGUGCCAUGGUAACCUUCACAGCAACUUCACAGAAAGUUUAACUCCAUGUUGCACACACUCUCACUUUUAAUUUCUCGAUAGAGUUAUCUACGUGCGCAUGUAUUGCGUGUACGUACACGAAGGGUUUUUAGGUUAAAAUUGUACCCGCCAGCAAAAAGCUAGUGUGCGUGAGUUCGGGCUUAGAUAACUCUAUAACAGACUAGAACAAACAAACAAACUCGCACAUUUUUGUGUUUGACAGUUUGCCAAACUUGUAAACUUGUUUGCGGCAAACUCGCAUACAAAGCAAAUUGUAUGCCGGCUGACGUUUCUGUAAAUAAACACAGCUGGCAAACUGCCAAACUGUCAAAAAUUUUGUUCGUUUGCGAAAUUGUUUGUUUGUCGUAGUCUAAUACUUCCUUUAGUAAAUUUUCAACUAAAAAGCCUUAUAACACCGAAGUUUCAAAUUACUCAAAUUUCAAGUCACUCAGUUUUCGUUAAAAUCCGAACCUAAUCAGAAAUGAAAUGGAACUGUCAAAUUUGGGUAAAUUUUACUCAAUUUUCGUUAAACUUUAUGUAAAAGGCAUUCAAAUCCGACAGUUGUCCCAUUUGCUCAUAUAUGCUCAUUAACUGAGUGUUUUUAGUUUUGCGUGCUGUCCAAAGUUUUUAAAAUUUCUUUUCACCCUUAUAUGGGUGAAUUUUACCCACGAUUGUGUGAAUUUUUCUCGAGUCUGGGUGUAUUGUUGUGAAAAAUUCAGGAAAGACUCAACCAUUUUUAUGUGGAAUUUAUCUGACAAUUGGGUAGUAAAGCCCUAUGUCAAUUUUUAUGUGCAACGGUAAAAAACACGAUUAAAACCCAUUUCUGAUCACUUUUUUUCAUUUUAAUGCAACAUAUUUUUUUGGCAAGACAGCAUUUUUUCGAUGGAUCAACUAUGGUCCCCUUGGAACGAGCUGUCAAGUAGGAGCUUUUCUGUCAAGAAGGACCGCGAGGUUAAUUUUUCAAAAUUGAAUUAAAAAUCCAUUUUAAACUCUUUGUGGUCGUACAAAAAGUCGUUGUACUCAGAAAAAUAAGCUUUAUCGCUGUAAAAAAUAAUAUCAGCAAUCUAAGCUUCAUUUUAGGACCCAAUUAGUCAAAAGAAAACUUCCAAAACUCAUUUCUGGAUAGGUUCAGUUUUUAAGAAAUUUAAGUGGAGUACCUGUGUGAUUUAUUAUUGUAUCUUUUAACAAUUCUUAUUACAUUACUUGAUUUUUUCUAACAAAUUUACGUCUUUAAUCAUUAUCAUAAUACCAAGCCCACACAUCCACAAUAGACUAAUUGUACGACAAAUGUAUAGUAAAUGUCGAGCUUAGAUGUGAACUCAAACUGUACCCAAACCAAAGUGUCGCCAAUCAUUAAGCCUCACCAGUUUCAUCUGAAAAAGAACGCAUAUUUUUCAAUAAUAAAAAAAACAACUUGUACUAAUAGAAAAUAAACUGAAAACGGGGGAAAAGCUUUAAAAUCUCCUACCUUGACGAGUACACAAACGUCACACACGUACACUAACAAACGCAACUGGAAUUGCUGAGUUUCUCAUCAAGUACCUACAAAGCAUAACUGGAAUUUUAGACAAACUUUUAUUUUUACACCGAGUCUUACGCGUCCUAUCCCCACAUCCACCGUGACCUAUAGCCAUGAUCCCAAUUGUAGAAUUGAACCUGUGUAAAUUCUAUCUUUAGACGAUUUUUUAACCCUGCACACAACUCCCCUUCAUAAAAAAAUACACACACUCAUACAAGACAAACAAAAAAUCGUUGUGCACACCCCGUAGCCUUGAAGGAACUUUGCAUGCACCACAAAACACUGACAAAAACAAACCAACAUUUGUAGGGAAAUCAAGAAAAACUUUAUAUAUACACUAUCCUUCUAGCUAAGGCCAACCAACUAAACUUGGAACAAGAAAUUAAAAAAAAACGAAAGUGAGCCAAAUAAUUAACCCAAAUAAACUAAAGAAAACGACAGCAGCAACCUAUUUGUACAUAAAAAUAGAGAAGAAAAAAACUGUUCAAUGUUUGCAGAACGCUACAAUCAUAUUUAAAACAAACGCUGUAUGAUAAAAACUAGACUCAUCGUCUGAUUUAGCUUAACAUUUUGGCGGGGGGGGGGAAACAGUUUGCAUAGAGAAAGAUCUUUUAUUGCGGUUGUUUUCUGGUACAUUUUCUUGUUCUUGUUCUAGAAUAAUUUAUCUAUGUUGAUCGCCCAUCCAAACAGUUAGUCAAUCACUCGGACAGAAUCGUAUAUAUUUUUCUAGCAGAUUUUCCAUAUUUUUCAAACUAAGUUAUCAAAACGUGUAUUAAACCAAGACAAAGUAUAACAUAUUACAAAAUACAAACGGAAACAAAAAAGACAAACAGUAUAGAAUUAUUACGUAGUGCGUCAACAUAAACAAUGUCAACAAAAUUUAAUUCAAAACCAAGCAAAAUUAACCAACCUUCGUAGUCCGCCGCCGUUAUUUGAAACAUCAGCAAAAAAAGAAGGCAUCUAAUCGUAUUAAAAAACAUUUGUUCGGCCAGGAUCAGAAUAUCAGGACACACACACAAUUGCUUUUCCCAUCAAACGGAGCAGAAUUUAGAAAAAAAGAAGAAGCAUAAACGUGGACGAAAAAUGUACUCGGUGGAAAAUUGGAGCAAACAAAAAAGGCAGAUUGGACAAUGCAAAUAUUUUUCGAAAAUAACAAAUAAAGAAACAAGUAUCUGUUCAUCUAUCAA
Culex pipiens pallens (northern house mosquito) is the source of this 10124-nucleotide messenger RNA. It is a transcript of the gene unc-13-4A, whose product is annotated as BAI1-associated protein 3. The record is from RefSeq and is a predicted model, not a curated record. The transcript has 14 exons. The coding region runs from base 1368 to 5606 and encodes 1412 amino acids. Lineage: Eukaryota; Metazoa; Arthropoda; Insecta; Diptera; Culicidae.